This is a messenger RNA of Mycena citricolor, 1549 nucleotides long. The record is from the annotation of a GenBank genome assembly. Lineage: Eukaryota; Fungi; Basidiomycota; Agaricomycetes; Agaricales; Mycenaceae.
CGAAACAUCAUUGACGUUCUGGGACGUGCAGCCUGGUUUUCAUUACGGCCACCACUGCUUACACGCACCCAGCGAGCCUCCCUGUUUAUUUUGCACAUAUCACCCGCAGCACUCACGAAUCCAUCGGAAUAACCCGCCAUGACCGUCCGCUUUACGACUUACAGGAUGGGGUUCUAUGUAGCUGUGUUCCUGCUCGCAGGAACUGUGCUCGGCCUUGACGCGCAUUUUGCUGGUAUUUUCCUACCUCAUCUCCAUCCUGACUUUACGAUCUUUGCACUGCUGAUCCCGUCUAUGACGAUCUUCGCGUUCUUGUUACUCCUCAACUUCUCUCAACCACGGAUCGAAGUCCCCGUGAUAUUCGUACUCUGGGCCCUAUGGCUAGCAAUGGGAGCUUGGUCGACUGACAUAAUCGGGCCCCUGCAAUGUGAUGCACUGACGACGGAGACAAUGCCCACGCGAAGCGGACAAAUCCGUCAGCGCGAAUAUUGCUAUGAAAUGAAGGUCAUACAGGCCUUCUCGUGGAUGAUCUUCGUCAUGUUUUCUUUUGCCUUCGGCAUACUUUUGUCUCUCGUGCAGCAAGCGGAGAGAUUUGGAAGAGUGAACAUCUGGGAAGAGCCGAUACAAGAACUGGGAUGGUUCCAUGAAAUGCCCGGAUACUACAAUUCUCACCAGCAGCCCAUGAUGCCAGCAUAUUCGUAUCCCCAGGGCUACGGGUACCAGAUGCCCCAGGUGUACGUCCAAAAUCCUCAGCAGGGCGCGGCUUGGGCAAUCCAAACAGGUCCGAAUGGCCCGACAGUUACACAAGUACCUCCGGUCAACGUAUAGCCUUCAUAUAACAAAGACAUCUUGGCACCUACGUUUGCACUGAUUCCAGAAUUCAUGUACUGUACAUCCCCAAUUGUAACUGAAAGUAUCAUAGAGUACGUAGUCUCUGAUAAGCGUGUUGGACGCGCGGCUGCCUCGUGGAAGGCGCUUUAUAAUUUCGCCCGUCGUGUUUGUUCAGUGGCUAUUGCUGCCUGUCGAAGUACCUCACAAAUCAAUGCCGCUUUUUCGAGACCAUCCAGUUCGCACGUUGAUAGCAGGUCCGUUUGCUCCUCACUGGUGCCAAUGUCACUAAACGCGGCUUAUGGAAGUGGUCAUUGCCUUCAUGGCCGCUCACGCCGUCUUCUUGGUCGCGUCGUUCUUUAAGGCACUGCAUGUAACCCAGACUUCUCUUGCUUUGCUGGCCGUUGUUGGCCUCAUGCUCUUAAUCGCGCUGCACCAUCGGAGAGACGGACAGAUCCUGUCGCAAACGCAAGAAGAGGCUUUUCUCAUCGUAUGCUUCGGGGUGCUAUGGAUAGUUGCUAUGCUUGGAUGGUAUGCAGUGAGGGAAAGCAAGGCAGAAUCGGUCAUUCCAGUCUCGGCGGCGAGCCCGAACGGGGGAAACGUUAAGGCUGCAAGGAAGCGGGUGUCUGGCUGGAGAUCGAUGAAUCCAUGCUCCCGGGAUGACGUGUAUUGUGUUAUAGAGGAUUACUACUUUUGAAUGAUCAUGGCGGCGAUUGAGAAGCGA